Messenger RNA from Macadamia integrifolia, 1800 nucleotides. RefSeq names its product DNA-(apurinic or apyrimidinic site) endonuclease. The coding region runs from base 123 to 1202 and encodes 359 amino acids. Gene Ontology annotation, molecular function: DNA-(apurinic or apyrimidinic site) endonuclease activity; phosphoric diester hydrolase activity; double-stranded DNA 3'-5' DNA exonuclease activity. The transcript has 10 exons. The record is from RefSeq and is a predicted model, not a curated record. Gene Ontology annotation, cellular component: nucleus. Gene Ontology annotation, biological process: base-excision repair. Lineage: Eukaryota; Viridiplantae; Streptophyta; Magnoliopsida; Proteales; Proteaceae.
AGCACCACACCAGGCAAAUCCCAAUUCCGAAGCCGAGCUCCGAACUCAACUGGGAAAUUUUUUGGAAUAGUACGAAGAGCACAGAUUCUUUCGCCCACGACGGGCUGAGUUGAUUUCCGACGAUGAAGCGAUUUUUUCAGCCAAUACAGAAGGAAGGAUCAUGCAAGAAACCUUCCCUUUCUUCUUCUCCAGGAACAGCAGAAGAUCAACAAGAUGGGAAGAGUAGCGACAAAGCGGAGGAUAAGAAAGAACCAGUGAAGUUCUUGACCUGGAAUGCAAAUAGUUUGCUUCUUCGUGUUAAAAAUAACUGGCCCGAGUUCACUAAAUUCGUCCAAAGCUUUGAUCCCGACGUCAUUGCUGUACAGGAAGUAAGGAUGCCUGCUUCUGGCUCCAAGGGUGCCCCUAAAAAUCCUGGAGAGUUGAAAGAUGAUACAAGUGCUUCACGUGAGGAAAAACAGAUAUUGAUUCGUGCACUUUCAACUCCGCCAUUUGGAAAUUAUCGUGUUUGGUGGUCUCUUGCAGAUUCAAAGUAUGCGGGAACUGCUUUGUUUGUAAAGAAGUGCUGCCAACCAAAAAAGGUCCAUUUCUCUCUUGACCGAUCAGCUAAGCAUGAGCCAGAUGGCCGGGUAAUAUUGGCUGAAUUCGAAUCAUUCCGUUUAUUGAAUACAUAUGCACCAAACAAUGGUUGGAAAGAGGAAGAAACCUCAUUCCAAAGGAGAAGAAAAUGGGACAAAAGAAUUCUGGAGUUUGUUGUGCAGUCUUCAGACAAGCCUUUGAUUUGGUGUGGGGACCUGAAUGUUAGCCAUCAAGAGAUUGAUGUGAGUCAUCCAGAUUUCUUCAGCAGUGCAAAGCUAAAUGGAUACAUUCCUCCAAAUAAAGAGGACUGUGGACAGCCUGGGUUUACCUUAGCUGAAAGGAAGCGUUUCAGUUCCAUAUUAUCUGAGGGAAAACUCAUAGAUGCAUACAGAUUCUUACAUAAGGAAAAGGAUAUGGAGUGUGGCUUUUCAUGGUCUGGAAAUCCAAUUGGAAAAUACCGAGGGAAAAGAAUGAGAAUAGACUAUUUCAUUGUUUCUGAGAAACUCAAGGAAAGGAUUGUUACUUGUGAGAUGCAUGGAAAAGGCAUUGAAUUACAAGGAUUUUUUGGAAGUGAUCAUUGCCCUGUUUCCCUUGAGCUUUCAGCUCCAAGUAUGAAGUCUAACUAAUGCUGACUUUUAUCUGUGCAAGAAGUUGCCAACACCAUUGCCCAUUGGUUCGGUUCUUGUGACUUCAGACUUUCUCCUCAUCGUCAUGGCUUUUCUGGAGGGUGAUGAGUCUCACUUGACGUGUGAGCCCCUCCUCAUGCCUCUUUGCAACGAGGAUCAGCAGCACUGAUCAGACUGAGCAACAUCUUCUUUGGAGGUGGGAGAUGGUCAUUGUCACGUCUCAUCCCUUUUUCUUCCAAUGAAUCUUUUCAUAGGACCUUAUGUAGUGAUCAAAUAUUUUGGACGUAUCGUUGCACACGGCUCCCGGCUCCUGGCUCCCGGCUCCCGGCUCCAGCAUGUGUGAGAUCGGAGGUGAAAACUAAACGGUGUGAAUUUUAAUCACCAUUUGAUAACAUUUUUACUAUUUUUGUGUUUAGAAAUAUCAGAAAUGAUUUUUCACGUUUCUAAGAAUAAAAAUGGAUUUUUUUGCUGUUUCACAAACUUGUUACCCUGAUCGUUCGUACUGGGAUUUACAACAUUGACAAUGGCAUCAAGGAAUACCUUCAAGGAUUUUUUGGUGUUUGAUAAACGAGUGCUCGUCAUGCUUCACAUUUUGUAA